Messenger RNA from Siniperca chuatsi (mandarin fish), 3156 nucleotides. RefSeq names its product piggyBac transposable element-derived protein 4-like. The record is from RefSeq and is a predicted model, not a curated record. Lineage: Eukaryota; Metazoa; Chordata; Actinopteri; Centrarchiformes; Sinipercidae. Bases 641 to 2323 code for a protein of 560 amino acids. The transcript is spliced from 2 exons.
UCUCUCUGUGUCACACACACACACACACACACACACACACAGACACACACACAUGCACGUGCAGGCAUUCAUAAUAAAUUAAAUCUAAUCUAUAGGCCCCCUCCUGGUGCGGUGUUUCCGUAGCCCCUGCAUGAGGCUGUAGACCGGAUGUCCCAUAACCCUUGAAUCCAGGCGAGACAAAGCGUCCCCCGCCAGCCAAUCAGACGUCAGUUGAGUCUGGGGUUAGACACCGCCCUCUCAGGCAGCACAGGACACCAAAAGAAAUAAACACCUCUCCGAUUUUCAAGUUGUUUUUAUUUUUUUUAUUUUCCAUUUUUCAUUUUAGAAAACGAUCCCAAAAAUCUUAAUUAUACAUCGAUCUGACGAACAAAAAACAAAAAAACAACAACACUUUAAGAAAAUUGAAUUAAAUUUUCUUGCUUUUCAUUUUUUAUAUGGAACAUUGAAGUGAAGCGCUACACGGUUGUGGGUUUUUUUUUGCGCCGUGGUUCUUUAUUGUCCCACUAGGGGAAAUUUACUGUGCAGCGAGGGUUCACACAUGUUGCAGCAGAAAGAUACAAAGGACAACAUUUAAGCUGCCGUAACUACAACUACAAAGCUACAUGCAGCUUGGCAGGCUGGUCACUUCAUACCUGACGAGAUGAAGAGACGCUCCAACGUGCUGGAAGCUCUGGAGAAAGUCCUGCAGCCUGAGGACAGCGAGCAGGACUCUGAUGAAGCCGUCGGAACCGAGGAAGACACGAAUGAUGAAGACGAGUUCGUGCCCGAGUCCGAGUCCUCCGAUGACUCCACUGAUGGUGGGAAGGACAAGGAGGAGACAGCAGGUCCCGAUGAAUGGAAAUCCAAGAAUGGGCAAAUCGUCUGGUCUCCCACUCACGCCGAGACGCUGCGUUACUUUCCAGCUAAAUGUGUGACCCCGGGACCGACACGGUACGCCACCGCCCGCAUCACCACUGUCAAGUCCUGCUUCGAUCUGUUCAUCACGGAAGAGAUCAUCCAGCUGAUUCUGGACAUGACGAAUCUGCAAGGGAGGCGCUCCGUCCGUGACUGGAAGGACAUCGAUGCCACCGACCUGCAGGCCUACAUCGGCCUGCUGAUUCUGGCUGGUGUGUACAGGUCGCGGUGCGAGUCCACGUGCAGCCUGUGGAGUGAACACACCGGACGGGCCAUCUUCAGGGCCACCAUGUCCCACAGAAGAUACAGUUUGCUAAACGCAAACGUGCGUUUCGACGACAAGCUGGCACGACCUGAGCGCCGCAGGAAAGACAAGCUGGCUGCCUUCAGGACCAUCUGGGAAAAGUGGGUACAUCGGCUCCCCCUCCUCUUCAACCCGGGCCAGGAUGUCUGCGUCGACGAGCAGCUGGUCCAGUUCAGAGGCCGCUGCGCAUUCCGCCAGUACAUGCCCAAGAAACCAGCGAAGUAUGGCAUCAAGAUUUGGGUCACCUGCGACGCCCUCACGUCUUACGCAUGGAAUAUGCAAAUCUACACAGGUAAAUCUGAAGGCAGUGCCCCGGAGGUGAACCAGGGAAAGAGGGUCGUCCUGGACAUGACUGAUGGGCUGCAGGGGCACACCGUGACGUGCGACAACUUCUUCACGUCUUAUGCGCUGGCGGAGGAGCUCCUGAAAAGGAAGAUGGCCAUGGUCGGCACAAUAAGGAAGAACAAGCCAGAGCUUCCCCCGAAGCUGCUGCAGUUUAGGCAGAGGGCGCCCCUCUCCUCCCUCUUCGCGUUCACCAGGACGCACACGGCGGUGUCCUACAUACCGAAGCGGAGGAAGAACGUGCUGCUCCUCAGCACCAAGCACCGCGAUCCGGCUGUGAGUAGCAAGGAUCACCGCAAGCCAACGAUAAUCCUCGACUACAACCGCUGCAAAGGAGGUGUCGACAACUUGGAUAAGGUUGUCGGCACCUACAGCUGUAGGAGGAGGACCUGUCGGUGGCCACUGGUUCUGUUUUACAACAUCCUGGACGUCUCUGCCUACAAUGCAUUUGUGCUGUGGACAGCACAGAAUCCCUCCUGGAACCAGAAAAAAACCUUCAGACGGAGGCUGUUCAUAGAGGAGCUGGGGAAAAUGCUGGUGUCUCCGCAAAUGCAACGAAGACAGAGGCUCCCCCGCACGCCAAGCGCCGCUGCCAUGGUGAAGGAUCAACAUCAGUCGGGGGACAACCCGGAGGAAAGCCGGGACGCAGGCGGCCCCCCCAGCAAAAUAAGGAGAAAGUGCGAGUUCUGCACUGGGAAAAAGAAAAAGGUUUACACCACUUGCUUCAAGUGUGGCAAGCAUAUUUGCAAAAGCCACACAUUCUCAUACUGCGGCUCUUGCUGAACUAAAUGAACUCUUACGCACACACACACACACACACACACGCAGAGUAGUAUUUUUGUUCUGAUUUUCUUUUAUAUCUUUAAUGUUGUUUAGAAAAAUAAAUCUUAUUCUUGUUCAAAGUCAUCUUGUAUUUUUUAUUUCUUUAUUUCUAGAGCAAACUUUGAAGGGUAAUAGGAGUAAUGAAAAAAAACAAUAAUGGACAUUUUACAUGGACUAGACGUUAGCAGGUGAGAUUCUUUAAUUCUUUUAAUCUAAUACUGCACAAAAAAUUAAAAAUCAAUGUUGUUGCUAAUCAUUGACAUAUCCAAGACUUUGCUAAUCCAGACCAAAAUGUUCCCCGUUAGCAUUUAGUAUAUGGAAAAUAAUUCAUUUUGGGUUUUUUUUUUUCUUUGGUGGUAUCAUCACAAAAACUGGCAUUUAAAAGGUUAAAAUCCUGACAAUGAAUGAUUAUUUGGUAGUUGUGAUCAGGACUAGUGUUGGUUAAAAGAUUUAACUCAGUGAAAGUGGAAAAUAAUAUUAAUAUAUUGUCACAGUUGGCUCCUCAGUCCCUUCCUCAAACACAGUCAUCGUCCUGUUUCUCUUGACCCUUGAUCAUCUCACUCCUGCAGCCCUCGCCUCAUCCCCCCCUCACCUGAGAGCAUCUCCACACCUGCACUCCCUCAUCAGCCACUCAUAUAUAUACACCGGCCCAGAUCUAUUGUUCCUCUGCCAGUUUGUCAAUGUUGUUCGUUCUGUUAUUUCAUGUCCGUGGCCUGUUCCUGUCUGCCUCGUGCUCUUGUAAUCCUUGUAGCUUGUUUUUUUUUUUUUUUUUGUGAAUAAAUCAUUUAACUGCA